Cornus florida is the source of this 660-nucleotide messenger RNA. Its product is annotated as F-box/kelch-repeat protein At3g06240-like. The transcript has 3 exons. Bases 1 to 660 code for a protein of 219 amino acids. The record is from RefSeq and is a predicted model, not a curated record. Gene Ontology annotation, molecular function: protein binding. NCBI's taxonomy places the organism in Eukaryota, Viridiplantae, Streptophyta, Magnoliopsida, Cornales, Cornaceae.
AUGGCGUUCCUUAACCUACCUGAAGAAAUGGAAAUGGACGUACUCUCGAGACUUCCAGUUGAAUCUCUUGUGCGAUUCAAGUGCGUAUCCAACCCAUUUCGCUCUUUAAUUUCUGAUCCCUAUUUCGUCAAAUUUCAUCUCAAUCGAUCAAUUCUCUCUAAGAAUGGCCAGAAAAUCCUUUGCUCUCGUUUCCCUCGUCAAUCAAUAGACUUUGAAUCAUUACUUGACGACGACGAUGACAACAACAAAAAACCACAAAUUAAUGAUGAUAGUAAUGCGAUUUGUUAUGUUGUUGACGAAUUGAACGUUAUCUUAUACAACCCUUCCUCUAGAGUCUCCAAAAAGUUGCCAGAAAUACCCAACACUCCUCUAUUCUUUGAUAAGAGUCGUAGGAUUGAGUGUUAUUAUGGGUUUGGUUUCGACUCCGACAACGAUGAUUACAAGAAUGUUUGUAUGUAUGGUCUUAUCUCAUUUUGUGCUAAUGGAACUUUUGAUGGGUAUGGGUGGUUGAUGAAGGAAAAUGGCGUGAAGGCAUCUUGGACUAGGUUUCUCACCCUCCCAUCUAACAUAGGCUAUGGCGCCAUACCUUUAUGUUACUUGAGGAAUGGUGAAAUUCUACUGAAGAUUGAAUCAGUACCAGGAGUCAUUGAUCGAACAUGA